Molecule: messenger RNA, 776 nt
Organism: Cucumis melo (muskmelon)
Lineage: Eukaryota; Viridiplantae; Streptophyta; Magnoliopsida; Cucurbitales; Cucurbitaceae
Product: transcription factor MYB114-like
Exons: 3
Biological process (GO): regulation of DNA-templated transcription
Cellular component (GO): nucleus
Molecular function (GO): sequence-specific DNA binding; DNA-binding transcription factor activity
Source: RefSeq, a predicted model, not a curated record
AUAAAAAUGGAUGGAAAAGAAGAGCAAGAAUGGAGGAAGGGACCUUGGACUGUUGAGGAAGACAAGUUGUUGUGUGAAUAUGUGAAGGUUCAUGGGGAAGGAAGAUGGAGUUCUGUUGCCAAAGGUUCAGGAUUGAAUAGGACGGGAAAAAGUUGUAGAUUGAGAUGGGUGAAUUAUCUUAGACCAGGUCUUAAGAGAGGUCAUCUCACUCCUCAAGAGGAAGGCAUUAUCAUCGAACUUCAUGCUCUCUGGGGUAACAAAUGGUCAACCAUAGCAAAAUAUUUACCAGGAAGAACCGACAACGAAAUAAAAAACUAUUGGAGAACUCAUUUUAAGAAGAUGAAGCCAAGAAGGAAGUCUCAAAUUAUUGUCCCAAAAACAGACAACAAAACAUUGCCACCAAUUAGUAGAUGUGAAGAACAUGUGAUGGAGCUCAUGAAACCAUAUGACAGUGAUGACUUAGGCAUGGUUUUUACAGAUCCAACAGCCAUGGAAGAUCAUGAGCAAACCUACUACUUGUCAAAGGUGUAUCAAGAUUUAACAAAUUGGACGGUGGAGUCGGUCGCCGUCGCAGCUGUGGUGGCGGAGCAGGAGGAGGAGAGUUUAUGGGAUGGCCUUUGGGAGGUUCCAGAGAAUGAUAUCAUGUGAGAAAGUAUUGUUGGGAGAAUAAUAAAAUUGUUUGAAAUGUGUUUUUUGCAAAAAAAGAAGAAUGGCCCAUGCAGGUCUCGAACCUGCGACCUUCGCGUUAUUAGCACGACGCUCUAACCAACUGAGCU